AUGUCCGCCUUCUCCGAUUCAUCGUCCUCAGAGUCGUCAAGCAAUGGUCAUCACGACAGUCCCUUUGAGUACGCAGACUCGCUAUGCACAUCUUCAAACUACGAGGCCCGCUGGAACCCCUAUGAGAGUCUCGGCUUGAGUGUUAAGAAGCUUUCCAUCGACGCUGGCAUCACAUCCAUGACUGGCUACUGCGACAUCGACUCUAUGCUCACCGCCGCCUACCACAACACCAGUGCUUCUCAACCUCAGCGUUUCAGUACUUUCUCACAAUCACCUCCUCGCUCAACCACAUCGAAUCAACAGUACCACCUCCAGCAAGAAGAGGACUCGGUAGAGACUCCCUCAUCACCCGCCCUCGGACGACCCAAGAACAACGCCAGAGUUCCCCACCAGAAAGUGGAGCAGAGAUACCGCGAGAACCUUCAACUGAACUUUGACCGUCUGCGCAAUGCAGUACCCGAGAUCGCUACUCUGCAACCUGCAAGAAGCGGACAGCCACCCAAGCCCUCAAAAGCCGAGGUGCUUGCUGCAGCUUCCGAUUACAUCAGACAACUCGAAGAAGAGAACGAGAUGCUAAGACAAAGCAUGAUGAACGCUGCCGCCGGCGAGCUCGGAAGAAAGAGAGCCAGAACUGGAUGA
This is a messenger RNA of Aureobasidium namibiae CBS 147.97, 639 nucleotides long. RefSeq lists its product as uncharacterized. Gene Ontology annotation, molecular function: protein dimerization activity. The transcript has a single exon. The record is from RefSeq and is a predicted model, not a curated record. NCBI's taxonomy places the organism in Eukaryota, Fungi, Ascomycota, Dothideomycetes, Dothideales, Saccotheciaceae. The coding region runs from base 1 to 639 and encodes 212 amino acids.